GAACCCUCUCUCUCUCUCCUUUGCUCUCUCUCUAUUCGUCGCCGGAAGAAGCAGAAUUUCGCAGUCGUCCAACGCCAUGGUCGGGAUCUUCUGCGUGAGAAGUGCGGCUUCCCAUCUGGCACGGCGAAUUGGACUCAGUCUAAACCUCCGAUCCUUCGGAGCUGCCGCUGCAGUUGAGUUGCCAGACGAUUACGAUUACUACAACGACGGCGAUUACGAGCUCUCGCGCGACCAACUUCGACUGGUACCUACUAACGAUUCUGAUGGUUCGAUCGAGGGGAGGGGUGUGCAGUGGGUUUUCAUUGGCAACCCUGGCGCCAAGAAACACGUCUAUGCCGAAAAGCUCUCCAAGCUUCUGCAAGUCCCUCACAUUUCCAUGCGCACUCUCGUUCGUCAAGAACUCAACCCUCGUUCUUCUCUUUACAAACAGAUUGCGAAUGCGGUGAACGAAGGAAAGCUUGUUCCUGAAGAUAUAAUAUUUGGUCUUCUGUCGAAGAGACUCGAAGAAGGCUAUUACAGAGGUGAAACUGGGUUCAUCUUGGAUGGCAUUCCUCGAUCUCGAAUCCAAGCUGAGAUCCUGGACCAAAUUGCCGAUAUCGAUCUAGUUGUGAAUUUCAGAUGCACAGAGGACUGUUUGGUGAAAAAAAGCCUCGGAAGCAGAAUAUGUUCUCAAUGUCAUGAAAAUACUUCUGUAAGAAAUUCAGGGACAACUCUAGUGAAAACUUCCUUUGCUGGUACUGAAGAUGCCCAGAAAGAGAAAUUCCGAAACUAUGAAGAGCAGAACAAGCCUUUGGAAGACUACUACAGAAAAAAAAUGAAGCUUCUUGACUUUCAAGCGGCUGGUGGUCCUGGAGAAACCUGGCAGGGGCUUUUGUCUUUGUUACAUCUGAAGCACAUUAAUGCAAUCCAUUCGUCGCAGAAAUUGACAGUAUAAUGUUGGUUUUUGACCACUCCCAUUAGCAAUUCGUUGUGGGUUUUACUUUCCACAUUACAAUAGAAUGAUAGAGGCAGGAGAUGCAGCAGUUGUAAGUUCAUUGGAGCUUUCUUUAACAAAUAUUCUAGUAUAGUUUAGAAGGUUU
This is a messenger RNA of Telopea speciosissima, 1079 nucleotides long. RefSeq names its product probable adenylate kinase 7, mitochondrial. The record is from RefSeq and is a predicted model, not a curated record. Lineage: Eukaryota; Viridiplantae; Streptophyta; Magnoliopsida; Proteales; Proteaceae. The transcript has 5 exons. Gene Ontology annotation, biological process: nucleobase-containing compound metabolic process. The coding region runs from base 77 to 934 and encodes 285 amino acids. Gene Ontology annotation, molecular function: AMP kinase activity; ATP binding. Gene Ontology annotation, cellular component: cytoplasm; mitochondrion.